UCCGGGGUUCCGCCUCGGAGCAGCGGUUAAUCUCAGAGUGGUGCGGGUCAGGCCGACAUCGUUCGGGCCUCGUGUUCCCUGCCUGCACCCCUGCCGCCUUGGCGGCGCCUCUGCCGCUGCCAUGGUGGUGCUGCACGUGAAGAGAGGCGACGAGAGCCAGUUCUUGCUGCAGGCUCCCGGAAGCACCGAGCUGGAAGAGCUCACGGCGCAGGUGGCCCGCAUCUACAACGGGCGGCUGAAGGUGCACCGUCUCUGCACAGAGAUGGAAGAGCUGGCAGAACACGGUGUGUUUCUGCCCCCUAAUAUGCAAGGGCUGACUGAUGAGCAGAUCGAAGAGCUGAAACUGAAGGAUGAAUGGGGAGAGAAGUGUGUGCCCAGCGGGGGAUCCGUUUUCACGAAGGACGACAUUGGGCGGAGGAAUGGGCAAGCUCCAAAUGAGAAAAUGAAGCACGUUUUAAAGAAGACGGUAGAAGAAGCCAAAGCAAUAGUGUCUAAGAAACAAGUGGAGGCUGGGGUCUUUGUUACCAUGGAGAUGGUGAAAGAUGCCUUGGACCAGCUUCGGGGUGCGGUAAUGAUUGUUUAUCCCAUGGGGCUACCACCAUAUGAUCCUGUCCGGAUGGAGUUUGAAAAUAAAGAAGAUCUGUCAGGAACUCAGGCAGCACUGGAAGUCAUUCAGGAGUCGGAGGCACAGCUGUGGUGGGCUGCCAAGGAGCUGAGAAGAACGAAGAAGCUUUCUGACUAUGUGGGGAAAAAUGAGAAAACCAAGAUCAUUGUCAAGAUACAGCAGAGAGGGCAGGGUGCACCGGCCCGGGAGCCACUCAUCAGCAAUGAGGAGCACAAGCAGCUGAUGCUGUUUUACCACAGAAGACAGGAGGAGCUCAAGAAACUGGAAGAGAAUGACGACGACUCCUGUCUGAACUCCCCGUGGGCUGACAACACAGCGUUGAAAAGACAUUUUCAUGGGGUCAGAGACAUAAAGUGGCGGCCCAGGUGAAGCCGGCACUUGGCGAGCUGUCAGAACCACAGCCCACUAUCCCUGGGCAAAAUAAUCAUAAUACUGUAAAACACUGUCAAAGAUGGGAAAUUUUCUACUUCCCUGGUUUUCCUUUGGUUUGAAUUUUUGAAAUAAGUCAUUCACAGUUUUAGAACUUAAUAAAUACACAUUCAAAAGAAA
Grammomys surdaster is the source of this 1174-nucleotide messenger RNA. It is a transcript of the gene Cfap298, whose product is annotated as cilia and flagella associated protein 298. Lineage: Eukaryota; Metazoa; Chordata; Mammalia; Rodentia; Muridae. The coding region runs from base 122 to 994 and encodes 290 amino acids. Gene Ontology annotation, biological process: regulation of cilium movement. The transcript has 7 exons. The record is from RefSeq and is a predicted model, not a curated record.